This is a messenger RNA of Neoarthrinium moseri, 2766 nucleotides long. RefSeq lists its product as uncharacterized. Gene Ontology annotation, cellular component: cytosol. The record is from RefSeq and is a predicted model, not a curated record. Lineage: Eukaryota; Fungi; Ascomycota; Sordariomycetes; Amphisphaeriales; Apiosporaceae. Bases 1 to 2766 code for a protein of 921 amino acids. The transcript has 4 exons.
AUGGCUGGAAAUGGGGGACUGGACACGGAUCCUCCUCACGCGUGGAGGGAGGAUUCCAUUGAGGAACGGAGCUUCGGCGCAGGGCUAAUCUGCCUGGAGGGCCAUUACAUGCAGGCCCCAGUCAUGGGGUCACAAACCAUUACCAAGGUGAUGAGUGUCAUAUCCAAAACUCUGGAGAAAACUCAUACGUUUAAAGAUGUUCGAGAGGUUCUUUCGCGGAACCUGCGGGUUUGGAUUUGGCUUCGGCGAGCAGUCUCUGCUGCCAUAUGUGAUCUGAACGAAAAGUCACUGGGCGUGCGCUCGGAGCCCAUGAUACCCACGAGAUUCAUUGACAUAACAACGCCUCAAAUCACAGCUCUUAUCAUCAAGAAUUAUGCUCCCCUCAAAGAGGCACUGCAAAUGCUGAACAAGCUCAUGCACAUCGCUCGAAACCUUCUUGUCACUACAGACCCUGAGGUUCCUCAAGACUUGUCCGCUGCAGUUAACUUCGAUCAUGAAGUCUAUGAAGCUAUUUGCCUGUGUGUUAACGUUACCAGCAAAGGCAUUGAUGGUGAGAUGCCAGAGGACGAUGCCUCAAGAGUCAAACUUAACGAGAUCACAGAACUGUAUAAGAAAGUUCUCGUGACGGCUUUGCAGCAGGCACACAACUGGAUCGCGAAGAAUGACCGCAAUAAGAUGGCGUUCUGGUUUCGUGUUCUGAUUGAGUCGCCCGAUGUUGACAGUAACCCUGGGCCCGACGAUAGACAUGAGUCGGUGCUUGAGUACGCCGGUCCACGAAGCCGGCAGUUGCGUUCGGAGAUUGCCAAUUGGCUUAAGCGCAACUCGAAGAUGUGCGAUGCUGCUACGGCCAUCUGCAAGGAAUACUUUGACGCCCAGGAUGAGGACCAAAGAAACCAAUGGCUUCCGCAUGACUGGAACCUUGCAUGGAAUUAUACCCCUCCCAGGAUGUGGUCCUGGAAACCCGACUUGUACGAAAAGGCAGAACAGGUCGUCUCAAAAUGGGACCCUGAAGAGAAAGAUGAAUUUGAGCAAGACAGGGCGUACGGUCAUGUGUCUCACGAACUCGACGAGUGGUGGGAAACGACACGCAUCCCCAACAAUAAAGAUUGGAGCCUGAGCAUGUAUCCUCUAGACUUUGUGCCUGAGAGGAUAAAGCAAUGCGAAGCAAAUUUGAUGCAGCGUUAUGCUGCUGCCGACCCACCUGAUGAUCCAGACGACGACCUAGAUCAUCCAGUGGGAGAAGCGCAUAAUCACGCCGACUGGCAGAACCAACCGGGGAGAGCCACUCCAAGUUAUGCGCCCGAGUACGACGAAUACGAAGAAGACCCAGAUGAUGAUGACUCGUACGGCGAAGGGCCAAUGACUGGGCUUCUCACAGAGGUCCCGAACAUCCUCGAUCCCAAACAGAUAGAAGCACUCCACAUGAUCGUCAAGUCCUGCAUUCUCGACUCAGCUGGUACUGGUCUUACCAGGUUCGGAGAAAACUUGCAGCAGACACGCUGCAAGAUUCUUCUGGCGACAGAUUGCGGCAAAAAUCUUCUAAGGGAGAUGCUGGUCUUUAUCGCCGUCUGGGAGAAAGAUGAGCAGUCGCUCAUCUUCCAGAUCAGCAGCCAGAUCGUGCAGGCCAUUCAUGAAAGCUCACUGAUUCCAUACGCCUGGAAUGCGCUCCGCAGUCCAAAAGACAUCAUAUCGCCUGCGCAGACUGUGCUACUCCGCCUGAUUACCCAUCUCUCGCGCACAGCAUUCUUUCCUCCCAAGGAUUACGACCCUAACACAACCUCAAACGACAGCGCGGUUCCAUCCGAAGACUUGCGGCUUGCCAAGAUGCUCAACUUCCUCUACGGCAUUUUCCGUAGCCGCAUCGUGCCCGAAUGUGUGGCCCUUAUGCAGAUCCAGGCCGAUGUUCGGAAGGGGAACUUGGAUCCUGCUGACUUCCCGGUAGAUACAUGGGAUUUGGAGCGAGCCAAGGAUGGCCUGGUCCAAUAUCUUGACUUCCUUUACACUAUUGCAGACAUCCACCCUCUUCGCCAGCAUCUCAUAGAGUAUGAGACGGUCUACGAGCUUAUCAAGCUGCUCGAAGGACUCGACGAAGGCGUGGAGAAAGUCCCCCUGGUCAACGGACGUCAAGUCCCCCCCGCCCCGUCCGCAAACCCGCAAGCUUCUGCUUACCAGACGAACCCUCCGCCACCGCCUCCGCCGCCGCUAUCUGAGCCUCCAUACGAGUUUCCGUGGUCUGGAAUCAAAGGCCAGUUGCUUUCGAUACUGGCGGCCCUUCUGCAGCCGCCGCCUGGACAAUCUUCUCCGGGCAACCCAACAGUACAGCUACAGAUUGUGCAGCACAAUGGCAUCGUUGCUCUUUUAAAUUGUUGUCUAUAUGAUGACAACAAUCGCUUUUGUCGCGAACGCGUUCAGCUGUGCCUGAAAUGGCUAAUGGACGGAUCUCCAGAUGCCAGUGCUUUUCUACAAAAUCUGGUCAGCGCAAACCCGGGGCCCAUGGUCCGACCACCUGCAACAGGCGCACCCGAGACACAAAGCUUGAGGAUUGACGGCGUACCGGGAGAGGUCCGAGUGCAAGUGAGAAGCUCAAGCGCACCAGUCGGGGAAGACAUGCCCAAUGUUGGGCUUGUUCCUGGAACCAGCGUCGGUUCGGGCCGGAGUCGUAGUGAAGAGUUGGUAAACGACAUUAUGGCACUGGCACUGGCAGACGAUGCUGGCAGGCUUGUCGUGGGGCAAGAAGGCGAUGAGACGGAGGACGAUUUUAUGUGA